AUGAGACGACGGGCAGAUUCUGUCGACUGCUGUGAAGCACCAGGUGCAACUGAAUCGAGUACGGACAACCCACACAAGGUCUAUGAAAAGGUUGGUGCAUGAAUUGCAGGUUUCACAGACUAUAAUCAAGUGUUUGAAGGCAGAGACAUUCUGGUCGAGAUGCAGCCAGGAUGAAGUAGGAAUGCUCGGAGGCACUGCGGGUCUUCAGGCUCCGGACGUGUCUGGAUCCGUAAAUUUUUUGAAUGCGCUCAAGAAAAAUGUAGGAAAUAGAGUCUGAGAGCCCACGGCUUAAAAUACGAGUUGUACAGAACAUUCUGGUAAACUUCGAUAACGCGUUAGACUGUGGAGCAGGCAUCGGACGAGUGACGAAGCACGUGCUCAUGCCCUUCUACAAAUCCGUCGACAUGGUGGAUCUGGUCGAAGAACUCGUGGCAAGCAGUGCUGUCUACAUCGGCACAGAUGACGGAAUCGGGGAGAAGUACGUGGAAGGACUGCAGACGUUCGAGCCCCUCCAGAGGAAGUAUGACGUCAUCUGGAUUCAAUGGGUAUCCGGACAACUCACGGAUCAGGACUUGACAAGCUUCCUGCAGCGAUGUAUUGUGAGUGGGCUGGGGGAGAAAUCCUUGAAUAAGGUAUGAACAGAGCUCGUUUUUCAGCUUGGUCUCGCGCCCGGAGGCACAAUCGUGAUCAAGGAGAGCGUCUCGGCAGGCGGAAAGACGCUCUAUCACGAAGCGGAUGGCUGUUGGACGCGCCCUGAGAGUCUGAUCCUGAAGAUAACCGAGGACGCGGGGCUGCGUGUGGCACACAAGGCAAUUCAAACGGGAUUCCCCAAAGGACUGCUCGCGGUGAAAAUGAUCGCGUUGAAGCCGGUGCAUCCGGUUGAGGAGAACGACGACUGA
Messenger RNA from Caenorhabditis sp. 36 PRJEB53466, 899 nucleotides. The record is from the annotation of a GenBank genome assembly. Lineage: Eukaryota; Metazoa; Nematoda; Chromadorea; Rhabditida; Rhabditidae.